Molecule: messenger RNA, 2010 nt
Organism: Tripterygium wilfordii
Lineage: Eukaryota; Viridiplantae; Streptophyta; Magnoliopsida; Celastrales; Celastraceae
Product: E3 ubiquitin protein ligase DRIP2-like
Exons: 8
Coding region: 426-1721 (431 amino acids)
Molecular function (GO): ubiquitin-protein transferase activity
Source: RefSeq, a predicted model, not a curated record
CCAACCACCUCCUCCAACUGAGUCCCCAAAGGCCUUUAUUUUUUUUAUUUUAAUAUUUUAUUUUUGUUUCGAAAUUAAGGUCCAACCUUCUAAUAGCUGUUCAUUGUUGAACUCGUCGUUUUGAUAAUUUCUUAAAAAAAUAAUAAAUAUAUUGGAAACAAAAGGGAGGGCGUUCUUGAUUCAUGCUCUUUUUCGACGAGGCCUCUCUCUCUCUCUCUCUCUCUCUCUUUCUCUGACUCUCUCUGGGGCUUGAUUUGGGUCAUACGCGACCACCCACUUCAAUCCAGCAAAAACCCACGUCAAUUCCCUACAAAUCUCCAUUACCCAUCUCCCAAAAUCGAAGCUUUGUUCGUUCACUCUUCGCGAAAUCAUCGACAGUACUGUGUGGGGAUACGUGAGCGAGGCAGAGGAUUUGGGAAGGAUAAAUGGCGAAUCUGGUAGCGAAGGUCAAGAGGGAGACGAUUGCGGCAUGCAUGACUUGUCCUUUGUGCAAUAAACUCUUUAGAGAUGCCACCACCAUAUCUGAAUGCCUCCAUACGUUUUGCAGGAAGUGCAUACAUGACAAGAUUUCAGAAGAGGAAUUGGAAUGCUGCCCAGUGUGCAACAUCGAUCUGGGUUGUGUGCCAUUGGAGAAACUGAGACCAGACCACAAUUUGCAAGAUUUGAGGGCCAAAAUUUUCCCGUACAAAAAAAAGAAAGUAAAUGCACCUGAAGCUGCACCCUCAGCAACAUUGCCAGCUAGAAGAAAGGAGAGAUCACUCUCGUCGUUGGUGGUCAGUACUCCCAAAGUAUCAUCGCAGGGUGCCACAACUGGUAAAAGAACGAAAACUACUACAAGGAAGGCUGCAGGUUUACGAGGUUCCAGUUCUGUAAUUGAUAGGGUUCCUAAAAAAGAAGAAUAUUCAGAAGAAGAUUAUGCGGAGGGCUCUAGCUCACCUGAAACUCUUAAAAAGUUCACUCAUAGUAAAAGACAGGGUUCUUUAUCUGCUGAACAUAGAGAUUUCUUAAGUGCUAAAGUAGAGGAUGAAAAUGAUUCGUCGGAGGCAAAAUUGGAUUUGUGGAAACCUUUAAAUUGUUUGGUGGAGGUCGCAAAUAGAAGCAAGUCUUUUAGGUCUAAUUCUCAGGGACCUGAGACUAAAUUGGAAUCUUUGAAUCUCCCUGACAAAGAAGGUCGAGUUCGUAAGACCAAAACUAAAGAAAAUAAACACAAUGCAAAUGCUAAGGAGAAGAAUAAUGCUCUUCAUGACUCUUCAGAAGCUGUAGAACCUAAAAAAUUGCGCAGGAUUCGCCGGAAAAGGGCUGUUGCUCCUGGAGACCCGGGCAUAUCGUCUCAAGCUGUACUUGAUGCUGCCAGUUCAAGGCAGGAAAAAAGAAGUGGUCCAGUUUGGUUCUCGCUAGUAGCCUCUGAAGAUCAGAACGGAGAUGCACCCUUGCCUCAAUUUCCAGCAAGCUACUUAAGAAUAAAGGAUGGAAAUAUGCCUGUCUCUAUGAUCCAAAAGUACCUGACGAGGAAACUAGAUCUCACCAGUGAAACUGAGGUUGAGAUCAAAUGUAUGGGACAAACAGUGGUUCCCUCAUUGCAACUUCAUAAUUUAAUUGAUUUGUGGUUGCAAGCAACAUCAUCGCCAGAGCGAUCCUCAGCAACGAUUGGUUCCUCGGCCAAGGACUUUGUGAUGGUGCUGACCUAUGCUCGAAAGGACCCUGGCAGACGCACUCAAUGACGCCAUUGUCCAUAUUUCUACCGUCCACAUCUUUCAAUUAUCAUUAUAGUUCUCUAGAACACCUUAUUGAUAUAGAGGGGUUUUGCAUUAGGCCUAUAUAUAGACUAUGAAUGAUUAUUUGUUUCAUUACUUGGUUCAUUUACAAAUAAUUGCAAACACCUUGUAGCAAAUCAGAGAGUUUUGUGUUGUGGGCAGAAAGGGUGUCUUCCGAUUCAUGUUGACACAAUUGCAUUACACGGAAACAGUGUUUUCCGAUACAUAUGUGAAUGUAACAUCCCUUGCCUUCCAA